AUCGACACAUAACCUGUUUGUCGUUGCCUAAUGUUGGAUAGUUUAAGAAUUUAUAUCGAAACAUAAUGUCGAAUUUAAUAUUAAGAUCUUUGGUGUCGUUAAAUAGAACUACUAAUAAUGUACUUAUAAAGUUUAGAUUCAUGAGUACAUCAAAAACUUUGUAUCAACAGUCUACUCUACCUUUUAAGAAUCCUAAGAAAAUAAAAAAGAAGUCACCAAUAACAUGGAAAAGCUUGACAAUUUCAAGUCUCAUUGGCACUGGUUUUUUGUUAUAUAUGUAUUACUUGAGAAAGGAAAAAGAUUUGGCUCUAGCACGGGAAAGGAAACGACAUUUGGGGAAAGCUAAAAUUGGUGGUAGUUUUGAGCUGAUUGAUACACAGGGGAGAACAGUAAAAUCCGAUGAUUUUUUAGGACAGUGGAUAUUGAUAUAUUUUGGAUUUACUCAUUGUCCAGAUAUUUGUCCAGACGAAAUUGAAAAAAUGACAAAUGUGGUAAAUAAGCUUGAAAAGGAAUACAACUUCAAGAUACAACCAAUUUUCAUAUCAGUAGAUCCAGAUAGAGAUACACCUGCUGUUGUAGACAAAUAUCUUAAAGAAUUCUCUGAUAAAAUUAUUGGUCUCACAGGUAGCAUAGACCAAGUUGCAAAAGUAUGCAAAGCAUACCGAGUUUAUUUUAGCAGUGGCCCUAAGGAUCAAGAUGAUGACUAUAUCGUGGAUCAUACAAUUAUCAUAUACUUGGUUGAUCCAGAAGGCUUAUUUGUUGAUUAUUAUGGACAAACGCAUGAUGUUGACAGAAUUAUAACCAGUAUUCUUAUGAACAAAUUGAAGAAUGAUCAGUUAGAUGGUAAAAAGCCUUCCUGGUGGCCGUCAUCACUGAAAGGAGUGUUAUAA
Molecule: messenger RNA, 890 nt
Organism: Harpegnathos saltator (Jerdon's jumping ant)
Lineage: Eukaryota; Metazoa; Arthropoda; Insecta; Hymenoptera; Formicidae
Gene: Scox
Product: Synthesis of cytochrome c oxidase
Exons: 4
Coding region: 66-890 (274 amino acids)
Biological process (GO): intracellular copper ion homeostasis; mitochondrial respiratory chain complex IV assembly
Cellular component (GO): mitochondrial inner membrane
Molecular function (GO): copper ion binding; copper chaperone activity
Source: RefSeq, a predicted model, not a curated record